This is a messenger RNA of Candidozyma auris, 897 nucleotides long. RefSeq names its product thiamine diphosphokinase. The transcript has a single exon. The record is from RefSeq and is a predicted model, not a curated record. Lineage: Eukaryota; Fungi; Ascomycota; Pichiomycetes; Serinales; Metschnikowiaceae. Bases 1 to 897 code for a protein of 298 amino acids. Gene Ontology annotation, molecular function: thiamine binding; ATP binding; thiamine diphosphokinase activity. Gene Ontology annotation, biological process: thiamine diphosphate biosynthetic process; thiamine metabolic process.
AUGGAAGAAGUGGUGGUUGAAAGGCCCGACGACUAUGAAGUGGCGGAGCCGCAGAAUGUGCAUUUAACAUUGGAGCCCUUUCGCUUUUAUUCUGGCUCCAUUGAGGGCAACACCGUACUUAUCAUUCUCAACACUCCCAUCGGCUCGCUACCAAUACAUAAAUUGUGGAAUUGCACAUCGGUGCACAUUUGUGCAGACGGCGGUGCCAACAGAUUAUACUAUAGCUUUUUGAAUGACGCUGAAAGAGACAGGUACAUUCCAGAAUUUAUAGUGGGUGAUCUCGACUCCCUCAGGGAAGAAGUGAAACAGUACUACCAGCGGAACGGCACUAUUAUCUUGCCACAAUACACACAGUAUUCCACUGAUUUCAUGAAGGCUAUAGAAGUGGCUAUUUUGGUGCACUCAGGGGGAAAGGAGAAGCUCUAUAAGCCUAUCAACGAGGAUGAUGGCAUUUCUCAGUUGGUAGGAAAUUACGAUGAAGGUGUGCCGUUCACUGCGUACGUGGCAGGAGGCAUUGGCGGAAGGUUUGACCAGACUUUUCACUCAAUAAGUCAGCUUUAUGCAUUGGCCUCCGACCAUUCGCAUAUACGACUUUUCUUCGUUUCCGAGUCGGACCUCGUCUUCCUUGUCCCUGCUGGUACUACGUAUGUGAAGUACGAGAGUAAAAAAUUGUUCAACAAUAUAGAGCCCGUCCCAAAAUUAGGACUCUUGCCAUUUGGUAAUAGGGUAGUCUUGAACACCAAGGGAUUAAAGUACGAUGUGGAGAAUUGGGUAAGUCAGGUAGGAGGUAACGUUUCCACCAGUAAUGGUGUUGCAGGCACCACUGGCUUUAUUGUGAACACUUCUGACAACAUAGUCAUUAACGUUGAGAUCUCGUCGAAAGCUAAAGGUACUUGA